Molecule: messenger RNA, 3408 nt
Organism: Rotaria sp. Silwood1
Lineage: Eukaryota; Metazoa; Rotifera; Eurotatoria; Philodinida; Philodinidae
Source: the annotation of a GenBank genome assembly
AUGGAUGAUCAACAGAUUGAAAGUGAACGUAGUACCGAUAUUGAUGAAAUUGAAAUAAUUGAAGAUAGUCUUCAAAAACCAAAUAUAUUUAAUAAAUAUUUACCUUUUUAUGAUUCAAUUAAACGGCAAGGUUAUGAUUUAUUUGACGAAAUUCGUGAAAAUUUAUCACGUAUUAUUCAAUUACGUGAAUUACGACCAGGUUUUUCACAUUGGUCGUCGAAAUUACAACGUUUUAUGUCACAUUAUGGUCUUUAUUUUACAAAAACUGAUCAUAUUAAAACAAUUAACUUGUAUAUGUCAGUACUUACAAUAGAAGAUUUAGAUUUUUCACAUGUUAAAACAUGUUUUGAUAUGCUUUAUGAUCUUACAAGAAAAACACGUUUAAUCGCCCGUGACGAUUUAAUUGUUGAUUGGCGUUUAUUAUAUAAAUGGACUAAAGUCAUACUUCAUAAUCAUGAUGAAUCAUAUUCAUUAGUUUCAGUACCAAAUGAAAUUGAAAAUUCAUUAUUCUAUUGUAUUCGUGGUUGUCGUCCAUAUUUUUCAGCAACAGCUACACAAGAAAUUCUUGAUGAAUUCCGACCAUAUUUAUGUCCGUUUGAUUCAGCAUUUUCGGAUACAAUGCGAAUUUUUGAAUUGUUUUUACCUGUUCAUUUACCACCCAAUUUACAUGAUCAAGGUUUUAAAUUAUGGUUACCAGAAUUUUUAGGUAUUUGGGAAUCUAUUUAUAGUAAUCCAGCAUGGGAAUUGAAUAUGGUAAAUCUAUUUUCAUUAUUAGCAUGGUGUAAUAUUGGUUAUAUCGAUUGGGAACCUUGGCUAUCACGAAUAUUUACACGUAUAUUAAAAAGUUUCUCGUUACCAGUUGGUAAAAUUCAAGUAUCUCUUCAACAAUAUCAUUAUUCAAUGUCAAGUGUUACAACAUGGAUUGUCGCUAUGUUAGGCAAUGGAAGUUCAUGUUUGCAACAUUUACAAGAUUUAUUUACUGCAAUUAAAAGUUUUUAUCAUCCAUCAAAUACAGGCAAAUUUCAACAAGAUUUAAUAAGUUUUCUUUCAAAAUUAGCACAAGCAUUUGUUGAUCGAGUUCAUUUAGAACGUAAAGCUAAUCCAGUGUGGUAUUUUACUCCACCUGAAUCUUAUCGAUUAACUGAACAGAAUAUAACAGAUUUUGUAAAUUGCAUUAAAGAAUGUGCCUUUAUUGCUAUAUUUACUAAAGCUCAUCUUAAAGAAGCUGCUAAAGCAUGUCAAUAUUUAUCAAUGCUUCGACCAGAACUUAUUGUUCCACCAAUUGUUGAAAAACUAUUCUCGUCUAUUGAUAGUAUGAGUGAACCACAUCGUUUUACUUCUAUAAUGACUUGUUUAGCAAGUAUUGCACGUCAAAUUGUUCGGCAAGCUCCAUAUUUUUCACAAGGUCAAACAUAUGUUAUACCAUUAUUAAUGGCUGUUCUACCUGGUAUUGAUUCAAAUGAUUUCAAAAAAACCGCUGUAACAUUCCAGUUUCUUAAUGCUAUUCUAAUGCUUGUUACAUGUGUUGAUUGUUCAUCGGCUGUUCAUACUCGAAAUGAUCUUACUGAAAUUGAGAAAGAAGUUUGUUUAUCAACAGCUAAAUUUGAAGAUUUCAUAACUGAAUUUCUUAAUCGAACAUUUCAAAUGAUUGAUACAUUAUCUACUGAAAUGUCUGAUGCUGUUAUUGUCAGUUCAAAAAUAAAUUUAGAAGAUCAUGUUACCGAAUUAGCAUUAACAUCAAUGAUGUUUGGUAUUGUUCAACAAUGCAGUAAUAAAAUAUUUCAAAUGGUGCGAGAAAAAGUAACUAAUUUUCUUGCUGGUUCAUUUUUUACACCAAAAGUUGGAAAACUUGUUACCGGCCUUGUUCGUGCUAUUCUUAAAGGAAAUCCUGAAGAAACACUCAAAUAUCUUUUACCACAAACAUGUGAACGUAUUGAAAAAAUAAUGAGUCAUUCAGAAACAACAAUAUUAACUGAUCAUAAAGGAGAUACUGAAUUAACAUGGUGUUUAAUACUUUUCUCUGAACUUGUUCGUGCUCGUGGUGAUACACUGCUUAUGUAUAAACCAAUGAUUCUAUCUGUUUUUCAUCGAUGUGUUCGUAUCAUUCACAAAGAAACACAUGAAGCUGUAGCAAAUGCUGCAAAAAAUUUACUUAAAUCAUUAUCAUAUGUAUAUCCAAUUGAAUAUCGACUAACAGUUGAAAAUAUUGAAGAACCAUUUACAGAUUUCUUACCCAUUCGAGCAUGGGGUCAACAUGUUGAAUUUGAUAAACUUCAAGUUCAAUUUCAUAUUCCGAAUGGAGAAGAAGUUGACUUCGCAUGUGAAUUCGUUGAAACAUUUAUUUAUCCUGAAUUACAAUUAUUGAACGAGAAAUGUUCAAAAAUGUCAAAUGAAGAACGAUUGCGAUCAUUAACUCUUGUUCAUUAUAUGUCUAUUGGAUGCUUACGUAUGGUACCACGUAUCGACAGUAAAGAAAUUGAAAAUCUUGUACCAUCUGUUGCUCCAUAUGCUUCAAAAUAUCAAGCUCAAUAUUCGAUUUAUGCCAAAGAGCCAAAAUUUAAAGAAAAUCUACGAAUGUGUCUUUUAGUUGAUAUUGGAAACUUAAUCGAUAUUCUUGUUGAAAAUCAUUCCGAUGAUGCGUCAUCGAUAAAAACUGCAUUGAAAAUUUAUUCAUUAUCAUCAAUUUAUUAUGGUGUAUUUAAACAUGAUGCAGAUAAAUUACAUAAACAUUUUGAAGCAGCCAAAAAUUCAUUUAUUAACAAAUUGUAUGGUGAAAGACAAUAUCCACGAUUUUUAAUGGUUGAAAGAAUAGCAUUGCAAUGUGAACGAUUUUCUUUAACUAAUUUUCAAUCAUUAACUGAAAUUGACAAACAAGUUAUACUCAAGUUAUUCGAAUUAUCUAUCAAUCGAUAUAGUGAAGUUCGACGUGACGCUCAAGGCUAUUUAUUUUCUGUUCUUAAUCGUUAUUUAUUCUCCUAUCAAGUUAUUGUUGAUCGCAUUAUUGAAUUACUUAAUAGUCCAGGUGAAGCUGAUCAUGACCAAAUAAAAGGAUGUCUUUACAUUCUUCUUGGUAAUCAUUCAUUCUUUUUACCAACUAAACAUUCAUGGUCAAUGAUUGAAAAACUUUGGCCAGCAAUGGCAAGAACAACACAUGCCAAAAAGCCGACAACGCAACGUUUAAUGGAUCAUAUUAAUGAAACUAUUGGCAAACAAUAUGAUACACAAGCAUUAAUAGAAGAUACAAACGACAUAUCAAGAAAAGCAGCAGUAGAUUUAUGGAAACCACUAGAAGCAAAUGAAUUAGAAUCAAAAAAUAUAUUAAGACUACAAAGAAAUGAAGAAAAUGUCAAGUCAUAUAUUAAUCUUAUGGAAACACUUAAUUCAUUACUGCGAGGCGAUUCUCUGUAA